AUGGCCACUGACACUACCCAAUCACAGGAACACAUAACCUGUGACCUUUGUGUCAAACCUGUCCAGCAAUUCUGUAACAGCUGCCAAGUCGGUCUGUGUGAAGACUGCAUCAACAAACAUGUCAAGAGCCUAAAGUCCAUGAAGCAUGACAUUGUUCCUUUCACAAAGCGUACAGUACAGCUUGUGUUCCCUCAGUGUACACCUCAUUCCCACCAGAGAUGUGAGGUCUACUGUCAACAGUGUGAUGUCCCAGUCUGCAUCAAAUGUCUCACUGGGCAACAUCAAGGUCAUGACAAAGUGGACAUGGCAGAUAUCAUAGCUACAAAGAGAGAAAAAAUUAAAAGAGAAACAGAAGAAAUUGUGGCCAUUAUUUCAAAAAACACAGAGCAGGACAAAGGCAACGAAAACAAAAUUUCCUAA
Messenger RNA from Saccostrea echinata, 420 nucleotides. Its product is annotated as E3 ubiquitin-protein ligase TRIM45-like. Gene Ontology annotation, cellular component: nucleoplasm; chromatin. Bases 1 to 420 code for a protein of 139 amino acids. Gene Ontology annotation, biological process: positive regulation of DNA-templated transcription. Lineage: Eukaryota; Metazoa; Mollusca; Bivalvia; Ostreida; Ostreidae. Gene Ontology annotation, molecular function: ubiquitin-protein transferase activity; zinc ion binding. The record is from RefSeq and is a predicted model, not a curated record. The transcript has a single exon.